Penicillium digitatum Pd1 is the source of this 285-nucleotide messenger RNA. The record is from RefSeq and is a predicted model, not a curated record. Lineage: Eukaryota; Fungi; Ascomycota; Eurotiomycetes; Eurotiales; Aspergillaceae.
AUGGUCUCUUGUGACACUUGGAUCAAUCCUUUCAUUCGAUAUCGAAUUACUCAGAACUCACUCAAGGAGAUGCAAGAAGAUCUAGAUAUGGAGUUGGGACAGUUUGAUGACGUCGAUGUUCAGGUCGGCACGACCUUGAAGGAGACCAUGACCUUGUUCAACGAGGAUCACUAUCGUACUCCCGAAAAGAAGACUCUAUUGAAACUAUCGGAUUGUCAUACUCCGCUCCGACUUCCAAAAUUUUUAAAGAUUCGAGUAUACUGGGCAAGAUUGCUAGGUUGGUGA